AUGCGUUUUAAGGCACCAAACCGGAGAAAAGCGACAGCAAAACGAAUCGAAAAGCGGAAACGUGGUGAACAAUUUUUGCGUACAGAUUUUUCUAUUACCUCAUUGCCGCUCCCAGCCGAUCCAUGUAGUCUGACCACGGCUACUAUCACCACUGAACCAUUAUCGGUUUCUAGGAAACGACAGGAAGCCGAAUUUAUGUAUGCGCGGUUUUUACGAGACAUUCUGAUUGAAAUUGAAUCAUCAGAAGAGGAAAUGGUUAAAUUCUGUCUUCAGAAAUGUGCUGCUAAUCAAGCAGACUUAAAGAUUGUCGAAGAAUUUGAAUUAUAUUAUGAUGCGUGUAAUGCGAUCUUCUGGUACACACGUCCUACAUUUCUCUAUCGUUUAUUAAACAAAGCACUGAGAGAACAAGAUAUCGAUACUCUCUAUGCAUUCCGAUACUUCAUUAGAGAUCUUCAUUUACAGCUAAAAGAACGACAUGGCUUACACCAGCCGAUAUUGGCGGAAGCAGCAACUACUGCAUGUCCUCUUACCAGUAUCGUCACUACGAAUAACUUAGUCGUCGAAAUAACAGAAACUGUUUAUCGAGGACAGCUAAUGGAUAACAACGAAUUCAAUAGAAAAAUUCAAGAUAAUGUGGGUGGCUUUUUCUCUGUAAGCAGUUUUCUCUCAACAACUCAUGAUAGGGAAUUGGCUAGUUUUUACGCUGGAGAUGGCAGCAAUUAUGUAUCACAAAGUGUUCUGUUCCAAAUUGACAUCGACACAAAUGUAAACAAAUUUCCCUAUGCAAAUAUUUCGACAGAAAGCGCGUUUGACCAGGAGGAAAGUGAAAUUUUGAAAGUGAAAUUCUUUCGAAUACAGUCGGUUGAUAGGUGCGAAAAGGGCGUAUGGAAUGUACAGUUGAAACUAACUGGUGACGAAGAUGAACAGCUAAAUAUACUAAGACAACAUAUGAGGAUGAAUUUUAUCUUUAGAUCUCCUCUUGGAAAUCUGGCAAAUUUGAUGCUAGAAAUGGCGAAUUACGAAAAAGCUCAGCAGUACUAUCUUUUGUUACUCGAAGAUGCGACAGCGAGAAACGAUCACAGGACACUCGCUAUUGUGUAUAAUAAUCUUGGCUUCUUAUGUGAUCAAUUUCAUGAACAAGCAAAAGCAACAGAAUACCAACAAAAGUCACUUCUAAUUAACCUAAAAUAUUUGCCUGUAACAGAUCCAUCUUUAGCAAUUACUUAUAAUAAUUUAGGAGAAACGUAUCGCAACAAUGGUGACUACGAAACUGCAUUAACAUAUUAUGAGAAAGCGUUAGAAAUCGAUAUGCAUUCACCUGGACCAGAUGAAGAGCUUCGUGCAAUUUGCUUCAAUAACAUUGGAAUGGUCUACCAUGCCCAAAAACGUUAUUCAGACGCGAUAGAGAUGUAUGAAAAAUGUCUUGACAUUGAACUAAAAAUCCUUCCGACAAACCAUCCAUCACUUGCUACAACAUACAAUAACAUAUCACAAAUUUAUAGAAGUCAAGGUAACUACGAGAAAACGAUAGAAUAUUUGCAGCGGACACUUGAAAUUCAACGACAUUCACUCCCAUCAAGUCAUAUUUUAAUAGCCAAUGUCUAUAAUAACUUAUCUCUAGCUUACUAUCGACAAAGAGAUUUUAGAAACGCUUUAGACAAUAUGAAAAAAGCAUUUGACACUUACAAAACCACUUUUUCAUUAGAUCAUCCGCAAGUUACGAGAAUGUUAGAAUAUAUACGUUACUUUGCAAUGGAAUUGGGAAAAUGGCCUGAUGAAGACGGCGACGAUGAUAAUAUUAAGGAAAAUUCGAAUAACCAAACUAACAAGUCACAUAAAAGUUGA
Messenger RNA from Didymodactylos carnosus, 1845 nucleotides. NCBI's taxonomy places the organism in Eukaryota, Metazoa, Rotifera, Eurotatoria, Philodinida, Philodinidae. The record is from the annotation of a GenBank genome assembly.